GAGCUGAGUCGAAUUUCACAAGUCACACCAUGGAGGAACCCCUGGGCAACCCCUACAUCAUGGAGUAUACUACAUGUGACAUGCUAGUGGCAUCUGCCCAUCCUACAAGAAGCUCUUGAAAGUCAAAUCACGUCCCGUCCAGAGAUUUCUUUCUAUUCUAUUUAUUAAAUCCCGUCCAGAGAUUUCUCUUUUGUGUGAAAUCCAGUUCAAAGAUUGUACCCUGAAACGGAAUUUUUAUUUCAAGAUAAACUGGCACUGUAUGCAGGAAAGAAAUAGUUUUCGGCAAAUUUUUAUGCCCUCCAGGCACCCAUUGACCGUCGCCAUCCAUCCCAAAACCCCAGGCUGCCCCCGUGCUCUCGACUCUCGCCGUCCAAUGCUUACGGCCCAACCGUGCGAUCAGCAACGGUAAUUUCCGGGCUGCAAGCGUGGCUGUGCAGGGGAUCCGUUGCCAUCAGCCCAUCAACGCCUCCUGCCUGCUGCCGGGGGCAAGGGCUGAGAUGGGAUGCGCCCCCACCCCCGCGUGCCCCGCCUGGAGGCGGAGCCUCGUCACGGCCCCCAGACUGUCCCCGACGAGCCAGGACAAAAAGAAACAGGCGGAAGUGGCGCUAAAAUAAGGCGAAGCCGCAGGCGCGAGCGGAGCACAAGAGCGCACCACGCCACCCCGCCCUGCGCCCCUGCCUGCCUGCCAGCCGCCUCCCUGCUCGCUGCUCUCCGCAUCCGCUUGUGCGCCCGUGCCGCUGGCCGCCGCACACCGGCUCCAUUCCCGAUCUCCCUGCCCCCCAUCCUGCUCGUCUCCACGCCCGCGGAAGCAGAUCAGGGUGAAGACUGCUUCGGCAGGAGCUAAGCUGCCCAGGAGGAGCUAGCUCGCCGAGCCAAGAGCAAGCAGCGGCAGUGAUGUGGAGUGUCCUCGCUGCGUAGCCAAGAUCCGUUCGGCUGCAGCGCGGAGCUUGGCGGGAUUCGAGCACGGUUGAGGGCGGCGAGCGGGUUCAAGAAUGGAGGAGAAAGCGGCUGACGCGACGGCGGCGGCGGCGGCGGCGGCGGCAGUGGCGGCUGCGGCGGAUCAGGACGGCGCGGUGUACUGCAGCGAACACCCCUACCCUCCCGGCGCAACGGCGGCUGCAGGGGCGGGCGCCGGCGGCAUCUGCGCCUUCUGCCUGCAGGAGAAGCUCGGCAUGCUGGUCUCCUCGUCCAAGUCCAGCCCCUUCCACCCGCCGCCGCCGCCGGCGUCCGCGUCGUCGUCCUCGACGCCGCCGUCGUCCAACCGCGCCUCCUCGGAGGCGCCGGUGCCGCUCUACCCUUCGGCGGCGGCGUCGCGCAAGGUGAUGCCCGCGCAGGGAGGGGGCGGCGGCGGGCUCAAGCGGAGCAAGUCGGUCGCGCCGCGGCCGGAGGAGCCGCUGCCGCCGGCGCCCGCUCCCUCCGCGAUCACCGCGGACAGCCCGCGCAAGAAGAGCUUCUGGUCCUUCCUCCACCUGUCCUCGUCGUCCGGCAGCCACAAGAACGCAUCCUCGGCGGCCUCGGCCAACGGCGGCGGCGGCGGGGCCGCGGUGGCGAGGAGGAACUCCGUGUCCGUGGCGUCGGCAUCGUCGGCGGCGCUCGGGGGCCGGCUGGAGGCGAUCGUGGAGCCCGAGAGCCCGGGCCGCCGGAGCGAGGGGUCCUCGUCCUCGUCGUUCGGGCGGAAGGUGGCGCGGUCGCGCUCCGUGGGGUGCGGCAGCCGCAGCUUCUCGGGGGACUUCCUGGAGCGCCUCUCCACCGGCUUCGGCGACUGCGCGCUCCGGCGCGUGGAGUCCCACCGCGAGCCGAAGCCCAAGGCCGCGGGUGCGCUGGGCCACCUGGGCGGCGCGCACGGCGACGACGGGGACCACGACCACGACCAGCACCACCGCAUCAAGUGCGCGGGCUUCUUCGGCGGCGGCCUCGGCGCCGCGCCGCCUCCUUCGUCCUCCUACUGGCUCUCCGCGCCCGACGGCGCGAGCGGCGGCGGCGCCGGAGGAGGGAGCACGAGGGGCACCGGCACGCGGAGCCACCGGAGCUGGGGGUGGGCGCUGGCGAGCCCCAUGAGGGCGCUGAGGCCGACCAGCUCCUCGUCCAGCAAGAGCAUCAUGGCCGCGCCGACAGCCGCGUAGACGACGUGCGUGCGCCGACCGGCGGCCGGUGAAUCACAUCCAUCCAUCCCUGAACCAUACUACUGCUACAUAAAUUUCUCCAUCUUUCUCAGUGUUCUCGUGUCCAUGCCUUAAGAUCGAUUUCAAGAAGAACCUGGUCCUAGGUCGAGAUGUUACUGUGGGAUCUCUAGCUAUAGCUGCCUUUGCAUUUGGGACUGCCUCCAGUUGGCCAAGAAAAACUGUGGAAUUUGUCAUCUGUUUAAUCCCUAUUUGUGUCUGCAAUUCGUUGAUCUGUUCUGUACUUUUCUUACUUAUGAUCAUAGCUUCUUAA
This is a messenger RNA of Setaria italica (foxtail millet), 2433 nucleotides long. RefSeq names its product proline-rich receptor-like protein kinase PERK4. The record is from RefSeq and is a predicted model, not a curated record. Bases 993 to 2123 code for a protein of 376 amino acids. NCBI's taxonomy places the organism in Eukaryota, Viridiplantae, Streptophyta, Magnoliopsida, Poales, Poaceae. The transcript has a single exon.